AUGGUCGCGGUAGGGAUGAUCGCGGAUCGGGCCUACUCCAUCCACGAGCUCAGCACCUGCAGCGGAGAUGGCUGGUGGGUGCGCAAGCUCGUGGAAGUCGUCUCCAUGAUCGUUCUCUCGAAGGUGUUCUUUUUUCUCACCAUCCUCCUGCCGAAUGCCGAUCCAUCCAAGGGGGCAUGGGCCGACUGGACCUACUGGGGCGUCGUGCUUUUCUUCGCCACCUUCUUCCUGGCGGUGAACGUCUGGCCCCUCGGGAUCUCAUGCGACGAGCUGGCCAGCAUGACCGAGUUCUGCAAUGAAGAGUCCAUCCGGACGGCCAACCUCAAGAAGGACUGCACGCUGCAGGGCCACACAGCCUGCCAGAUGCUGCAGCUGUGGAUGCUGGUAAUGCCAUACGUGCUGCCUCAGUUCGACUGUUGGUCCUACACCUUCGUGUGGCUGGUUUUUAUUUAUACCGGCUGCAGCUGGGUGUACGACGCGUUCUCCGGGGAGAUGAUUCACGAGGAUGAUCUUCCGCUGCACUUCGUCUUGCUUGGCGUCACCGCCUGCCUGGGCACGAUGAAGAAGUACUUCCUGGAGAAGGGGCUGCGCCGCCAGUUCCGCAUCGACUACGAGGAGAAGAAGGUUCUGGAGGAUCUCUACAACGUCUUUGACGGCAUGGUGCCCUCCUACGUCAUCCCCCGCAUGCUGCGGGAAGAUACCAUCGCGGAUCCCAUCGAUCGGGUGACGAUCCUCUUCGUCCUCAUCGUCAUCGACGACUCGGCGCACUCCAUGGAUCCGAAGAAGACGCUGGCCGACCUGAACCAGAUCUUCGGAAGAAUGGACGAGAUCUGUGCCAAGUACCAGGUAACGAAAAUCGAGACUGUCGCCGAAGAGUACGUCGCAUGUGUGGGCGUUCUUCCGAAGGACCACGGCGAGAUCGGAGACAAGGCUCACUACGACAAGUUGCUGGUGCGGAUGUUCUUGGCCGCCAGUGAGAUUCUGGACAUGGAGAACCAGGACUUCCGCAUGGGCGGCCAAAAAGUCCAGCUGAAGAUGGGCACCCACACCGGGAAGAUCAUCGCGGGGGUCAUCGGGAAGAAGCUUCCCCGUUUCCGUCUCUUCGGUGAUACCAUCAACACCUCGGCCAGGAUGAUGCAGAAGAGCAAGCCUGGGAACCUGAUGUUCGGUGAGGAGACGAACCAGGUUCUCCCGAGCUGCAUUCCAGCCCGCAAGGGCGAGAAGGUGGUCAUGAAAGGCAAGGGGGAGGUCGAGGUCUACUACUUCGACCGCGCCGGCUUCCAGGCCGCGGAGGCCAAGCGCCUCUUGGAGGAGAAGGGCACCGAAGAGCCCCGGGCAAAGACGGGUGAGGACGAGAGACAGCAAGAGGUGAACGAAGUCAUCCAGCAGGUGUUCGACUCCAGCGAACCCACUGGAUGGCUCCUGUCCCACAAGGAAGGGUUUACCAACGACACAGCAGAGCUGGCGAACCCCAAUACCAAGAUGUUCUCCGAGGCGGAGUUCCAAAGCAGCUUCCACUGCGAAGCCUUCGUCCGAAAGUUCCGGUCGCGCCUCCAUCGCCAGGUGCUCCUCAUGGCUGGGGCGACCCUCUUCGACCUCUUCCACAUGGAGCACACGAGAGCUUGGGAGGUGAAGGACAAGGGCUCGGGCUUCAUCCCCAACGCCAAGGAUGGAGGCCGGUUCCAGGUCCUUCUGGGCUGCAGAAUGGCCUGCCUGGUCCUGGCCCUUCUCUGGUCCGUGAUGGCCAAGCUCAGGACCGACUGGAUGAUGGAGAAUGUCACCUUGGUUCAGUGGGGCGUGGUCGGGACAAGCAGCGUCGUGUGCACCCUCAUGUUUGUUUCCUACGACGCCCUUGUCUUCCCGCAGAUCACGAAAAGUUACGAAGAAAUGCAUUUCCUGGAGUACCUGAACCAGCAGCUAAGCCUGGUCUUUGUCCUCGCCUUCUUCAUUGUCACCAACACCCAUCCGACGUUGUUUGUGCAGUCGCUCGUGUUCUUGCCCGCGGGCGUCGUUUUCAUGGCCAUCCGUGACAAGACCAGCCUCUACAUCUCCAACAUCGGCAGGGUGGUCUUCCUCUGCACGGUGGCGAUAAGCUGCAUGCUUGCUCACGAGUUGGAGCAGACGAGUCGCGCUCGCUUUAAGGCCAAGAGGCGGGUCCAGCGCACGCAGGAGCGCAUCGAGUAUGUUUUGAACAGCUUGAUGCCCAAGGCAGUCUUGGAAGAGCGGAAAAGCCGCCCCGGGGCGGACUUGUCGAAGUUUUGCCACCUCUACGAACAUGCGACGAUCACGCAGUCCGACCUUUGCGGGUUCACGCAGUUGGCGGCCACAAAGACGCCUGCCGAAGUAGUCGACUUCGUCGCAGACCUCUUCGGGAGGUUCGAUGUGCAGACUGACAAGUAUGGCGUCUACAAGGUGGAAACCGUGGGCGAUGCCUACAUUGCAGGCAUGGCUGAGAACACCCUGACAACUGAGAACUCAGUGCUCAAGGUUGUCCAGUUCGGCUUGGCGAUGAUCGAGGAGACGUCAGCCUGGGCUGCCGCGCUGGGAGUUCAGGUCACCUGCCGCGUGGGCGUCCACCACGGCGAGUGCGUGGGAGGGAUCGUCGGGAAGGGAAUGCAGCGCUACCAUCUUUUUGGCGCCCUGAUGAACCAAGUGGACACGCUGGAGGCCACUUCCCGCGAGGGCAUCACGCAAAUCAGCAAAGCCUGCAAGGAGGCGCUGGUGCGGGAAUUGGCCAAGAAAGACGUCACGGAGGAGGCCGAGUCCAUGCGGAUCCUCGUGGAGGCUUUCCCUGGGGCCAUCCAGCGGAAGGACGAGAAGCUGACAACCUCAAAGGGCGAGGAGCAUCUCUACAGCGAGGUCGGCGGCGGCACCUACCUGAUCUACAAGGACGCCGCUGCUGCGGCGGGGGCAGGAGCCGCGCCCGGCUGA
This is a messenger RNA of Symbiodinium natans, 2931 nucleotides long. The record is from the annotation of a GenBank genome assembly. Lineage: Eukaryota; Dinophyceae; Suessiales; Symbiodiniaceae.